AUUCAGUAAGCUGCUGGCUUUUAUGCCCUCUGUAUUUCGUUGUCAAUUUUCAACCCGAGCUCGCACCUGAAGGAACUCGAAAGACAGUACCAUCACCCAAACUCUCUCUCUUUCUCCCGCCAGCCAUGAGUCUCUUCGGCCUGGGCAGAAACCAGAGGACAUUCCGUCCAAAAAAGAGCGCACCCUCAGGGAGUAAGGGGGCACAACUCAGAAAGCACAUUGAUGCCACCCUAGGCAGUGGAAAUCUGCGGGAGGCAGUAAAACUUCCUACAGGGGAGGAUUUAAAUGAGUGGCUUGCUGUCAACACUGUUGAUUUCUUCAACCAAGUAAAUUUGCUAUUUGGUACCCUCACAGAGUUCUGUACCGAGGAGCAUUGUCAAACGAUGACCGCAGGCCCCAAAUACGAGUAUAGAUGGGCAGAUGGGGAAAAAAUAAAGAAACCGAUUGAGGUUUCUGCUCCAAAAUAUGUUGAGCUUUUAAUGGACUGGAUUGAAGGCCAGCUUGAUAAUGAAUCCAUCUUUCCUCAAAGGCUUGGGGCACCCUUUCCUCCCAAUUUCAAGGAUGUUGUGAAGACAAUUUUCAAAAGAUUGUUCCGCGUAUAUGCCCACAUCUAUCACACUCAUUUUCAAAAAAUUGUAAGCCUCAAGGAGGAGGCCCAUCUAAAUACAUGCUUUAAGCAUUUCAUACUAUUUACUUGUGAAUUUGGGCUAAUUGAAAGAAAGGAGCUGGCUCCACUUCAAGAGCUCAUAGAUUCCAUCAUUGUUCCUUACUAGAUGGAUUGGCUUAUCUUUCGAAACAUAACAUAUCAGGGAAACUUGAUUGAACUAAAUCAAAUAAAUACUGCUCAAUGUAUGACUUAAGGGUUUCUAUCAAAUGGAUUUAUAUUUAAAGUUGAUAUGCUUGUGCUGUAUGCCUGACUAUUUUAAAUUGGUUUGAUGCCAACUUAUAUAGUCUUAAAUCAUCGUCAAACACUCAACUCUCAAGAGCAAAUGCGCUGCCAUUGGUGUUGGGAGGUUGCAGAAAUGGCUGAAGGACAGGCAACUAGGUGAAUAUAUAUAUAUAUAUAUAUAAAUUGUCUAGGUUCUCAGCUGGAAAAGCAUUUCCUUUGAUUUCUCAAACCGCCUGUGCAACUUUUCUCUAUGUGGCGUGGCUGUUUUACAGAGGAGCGAGCACAACUUGAAUUUGAGAUCUGCUUUGAAUUCUUUCAUGUAAAAUUUAACAUCAGCCUCGGUGCUUAUGGUCGGUAAAACUGGGUCCUGGUGAUGCCUGGUCAACUUUUAUUUUUAAGGUAUUAAAUUGUAGCAUGCAGUUCCAUACAUUUGCUGGAAUUUUUUACGGAACUCUAGUGUCUAGAGUAGAAGAAAAACAGACACAUGAAAUGGGUCUCACUGUAUGUAUUGAGCAUUUAAUGAUGUCCGAACAAUUUAUUCGGACAACUAGAAAUAUUAUUAGAUCUA
Molecule: messenger RNA, 1457 nt
Organism: Juglans regia (Persian walnut)
Lineage: Eukaryota; Viridiplantae; Streptophyta; Magnoliopsida; Fagales; Juglandaceae
Product: MOB kinase activator-like 1B
Exons: 7
Coding region: 126-773 (215 amino acids)
Biological process (GO): positive regulation of protein phosphorylation; signal transduction
Cellular component (GO): cytoplasm; nucleus
Molecular function (GO): protein kinase activator activity
Source: RefSeq, a predicted model, not a curated record